Molecule: messenger RNA, 6920 nt
Organism: Halichondria panicea
Lineage: Eukaryota; Metazoa; Porifera; Demospongiae; Suberitida; Halichondriidae
Product: sushi, von Willebrand factor type A, EGF and pentraxin domain-containing protein 1-like
Exons: 36
Coding region: 415-6507 (2030 amino acids)
Biological process (GO): cell communication
Cellular component (GO): membrane
Molecular function (GO): calcium ion binding
Source: RefSeq, a predicted model, not a curated record
GUGAAAGAGCACACUCACUAUGCACUACGUACUCCACUUGCUGCAAGACCAAUUAAGAUAAGUUGUAUGUUAAUUAAUCUAAUGAGCGACCUAGCCGAUAAUAAUCUCACCCAAUCUCCUCUUUUCCUGAAGUGGUUCUUGCAUGGUAUACUUAGUGGAAGUGAAGAUGAGUUCAGUAUUAAGGAUUAGAUUUAUAUUGUGCCAGCCAACAGCUAUAGUAAUGAGAAGCCAAGUGGUGGUCAUGUUGCCAUAGAGUAAUUAUAAACAAAAACCAUGCAGCAGUAGCAAACAACCUCUUCAGAGGAAAGCACAGAAUUCCAAGAAGCACAACGCUGCAGGUUUCUUCAAGGAAACAGUAACGAGUACUAACACCUUAGUUACACAUUUUAUAGCAAACAUGCUUUUUAUUUCCCAAUGCAGCAGUUCCUCCUUCUGCUUGCAUAUGGAUUGGAUUCAGUGACUAAAGCUAGGCAUGCAGUUGUGGUUAAUUCAGCCUAUAUAGACAGUCCGGCUUACAGAACUAUGAAUCUACUCAGUGUUACUACUUUAAUCGUACUUCUUUAUGUCUGCAUUGCUAAUGGACAAAACACUGGUGUGAGAGUGGUGUUUGACUCAGUGACCCCGAACUCGUACACAGUGAUAGAGAAUGCUGAGGAACUGAUGGUGUGCAUCAGAGUAGAGGGAACCAUCACUCAAGAGUUCUCUGUCACCCUCAACACGUUUAGCGCUGGAAGUGCCACUGCAGGUGGUGUUGACUAUACUGACACCACGGCAACACACACAUUCAUCCCAUUCUCCACCCUUACCCGCUGCACAACCACUAUUAUCAAUGAUGACAACAUGCUCGAGGGAACUGAGUUCUUCUUUAUCUCUGUCUCCUCUGACGAUUCCUCAGUUGAAAUUCCUCCGCUGGCAACUGUUUCCAUCACAAAUGAUGACACCGUGGUGAUUGGUUUCAACCAGACGAGCUACUCUGCAAUAGAGGGGAUCCCAGGCAAGACGUGUGUGGUCAUUGUCAGUGGGUCUAUUGCGAGGAGUGUGUCAUUCACUGUGACACAGACAGGUGGAACUGCUUCAGGUGAUGACUACAUACCAGCACCUCUUACUGGUAGCAUCACAGUAGCCAAUGAGCCAGUGUGUGUGAACCUCCUCCUCAACACUGACAGCAUUGUGGAGGACACAGAGACAGUCCUGCUCACUGUGAACAGUACGAACUCAUCAACAACAGCCACCACCACACUGAACAUUCUCGACAACGAUGGUGUGACUGUACAACUGGCCUCGACCCAGUUGAGUGUAGUUGAGGGCAACAGUGGAACCUCUUCUCUUUCACUCUGUGUCCUUCUGACAGACGUACAGGAUAACUUGGAUAGGGACGUGACCCUACUGUUGAACACACAGCCAUCAUCAGCAGAUACGAGUGAUUUUGUCUCUCUUGUGGAUCAACCCCUCACUAUCCCCAUGACAACAGGCCUCUUUGAAAAUGUUUGCUUUCAAUUAGCUGUAAACGGAGAUACAGUUUGUGAGCAGAGUGAGUUGUACUCGGUCAGUGUGACCCCUAUGAACCCUCUGGACAUGGUGACGGGGCUAGUCGAGGUUGAUAUUACAAUUCUGGAUGAUGGCGAUUCUAUUGAAGACUGUGGUCCGCUAUCUGUUGCCAGUGGCACAGUCCAGUACACUGCCACUACCUGCGGCUCGGUUUCCACCUAUACCUGCGUGCCAGGAUUCAUUCUGGAGGGGGUGGGGUCUCGGACCUGUGAGGCCACGGGAUCAUUGUGUUUAGGACUGUGGUCAGGGAGUUCCACCACCUGCAGAUUGGCUAACUGUGGACUCCUCCCUUCUCUAAGCAAUGGAGAAGUUAGUUUUUCAACGACCACCUUCAACUCGGUGGCUUCCUACACUUGUGACUUGGGUUACAUCCUUAUUGGAGCAACCAGUUGCACGUGUCAGCUGGACGAACAAUGGUCUGGUGAUGCACCCACUUGUGAUGCUGUACAAUGCCUUUCGAUCUCAGCCCCUGACAACGGAGGUCUGAUAUUUACCAACGGCUUUAUCUUCAACUCUCUGGCUAGAUACAGCUGUGAGGGAGGCUACGAUAUAAGUGGAGCAAGCAUUCGGAUCUGUAGAUCUAUCGGAAGUUGGAGUGCCAUUGCACCUACAUGUCAACCUGUUGAUUGCAUGGGACUCAAUAAUCCGGCCAAUGGAAUGGUAGCUCUGUCCAGUACCACUUUCACACACACGGCCACGUACUCAUGCCUCAGUGGGUUUGCUCUGAUUGGGCAAGAUACUAGGGAGUGUCUGGAAACUCAGCUGUGGUCUGGAGAGGAACCAACGUGUGUUGUUGAGUGUGGUGACCUUCCUAUCCCAAGUAACGGUAUUGUGAGUUACAGCGACACCACCCUCAUCAACUCCGUAGCAACCUUCACCUGCAGCGAGAGUUACAUAGUGACUGGAGACUCCACCCGAACCUGCCUACUCACUGGAAUGUGGUCUGGCAUCCAGCCAUCUUGCGAACGAGUGGACUGUGGUCUUCUCACUGACCCUCAGUUUGGUUCCGUCACCCUGACUCCUGGUACUGGCUUGGGGUCUGUCACUACCUAUGCCUGCAAUACUGGCUAUGAGCCGAGUAGUACCACAGACAGGACUUGUCUCGGGUCAGGGGUGUGGUCUGGAGACAUGCCCACCUGCUCACUUAUUGACUGUGGAAUGCCCAGCUCCUUAAACAAUGGCGGACAAGUCACAGUCUCCCUCACCACCUUUGGCUCAUUCUCAGUGUACACUUGCCUCUCUGGCUAUGUUCUCAGUGCUCCGUCCUCAAUCCGUUCCUGUAUGGAGAAUGGGAACUGGUCAGGAUUGGAUCCAACCUGUGAUCUUAUUGACUGUGGAACACCCAGCUCCUUAAACAAUGGCGGACAAGUCACAGUCUCCCUCACCACAUUCGGCUCAUUCUCAGUGUACACUUGCCCAUCUGGCUAUGUUCUCAGUGCUCCGUCCUCAAUCCGUUCCUGUAUGGAGAAUGGGAACUGGUCAGGAUUGGAUCCAAUCUGUGAUCCUAUUGACUGUGGUCCCCGGGCCAGUCCCAUCAACGGUCAGGUAGAGACCACCCCCUCAACAACGUUCACCUCCACGGCAACUUACAGCUGUAGUAAUGGCUAUGAUCUCGUCGGGAUAACGGAGAGAGUUUGUGAGGCUGAUGGUGAUUGGUCACUGCAGGGAUCACCUGACCCUGUCUGCAAUCCUGUUGACUGCGGUCAGCUGACGUCGCCUAGUAACGGUUUGGUCACUGUUUCAGUCACUACUUUCCUCUCCGAAGCUAUGUACUCGUGUAGCAAUGGUUAUAUUUUGAUGGGUGUUGCCUCAAGAACAUGCAUGGCUGAUAGAAACUGGUCUGAUGCUGAACCAACUUGUGAACCUGUAGUGUGUCCCAGCCUGAGCAACCCAGCCAAUGGUAUUGUUGAUCUUAGCCAGGGCACCAGUCUAAAUGCUGUGGCCACGUACUCCUGUAAUGUUGGUUACAGACUGGAGGGGACAGGGCAACGAACCUGCGGUUCCGAGGGGGGGUGGUCUGACACUCAACCUGUGUGUGAAGAGGUGACCUGCCCUGAUGAUCGAGUGAACCCGAUCAAUGGGGCCAUCCAGAUUAUAACAGGACUCAACUUUGGCUCCCUCGUCACCUACCUGUGUGACCCGACUUAUGCCCUUAUUGGUACUUCCACCCAGACAUGUGAGGCCAAUGGACUUUGGACCGACGAACCACCCACAUGCCAGAUGAUCGGUUGCCCCGACAGAGCUAACCCAAUCAAUGGGACAUCUAUUCGGUUAACGGCCAAUGUUGUCCAGUUCUCAUGUGAUCGUGGGUUCACUCUGAGUGACUCUAUCCUUGCGUUUAGUCAGUGUGAACCAACAACUGGGUUAUGGUCAGGCCCAGUGCCCAGCUGCAUUAUUGAGGACUGUGGACCACCCCCUGCUAUCUCUGAUGGUACAGUGGACUCUACUGGCACAGUCUAUCUCUCUGAGGCUGCUUAUAGUUGUGAGACAGGAUUCAGAGUACAACCUCUGGCCAGCUCUGUGAGAGUGUGUGAGGUGGGAGGGGUGUGGUCAGGAGAGAAUGGAGCAUGUCAACCUGUAGAUUGUGGUUCAUUGAGUAAUCCGACCAAUGGCAUGGUGAGCCUGGACUCCACCCUCAGGGGUUCCGAAGCUGCAUAUUCUUGUCAGGAGAACUACACUCUGGUGGGCGUGGCACUGCGAGUGUGCAUGGACAAUGGGGAGUGGUCAGAGGAGGAGCCUCUCUGUGAAGACACUGAUGAGUGUGCCCUGGGGCAAGACGACUGUGACCAGGAGUGUGCCAAUACUGAGGGGGGCUACGAGUGCAGCUGUGGUGUCGGGUACAGGCAGUCCGGGUUCUCACGCUGCGAAGACAUUGACGAGUGCUUGUCCAGCAAGGGAGGGUGUGCUCAACUCUGUGUGAAUAACCAGGGCUCUCGUGAAUGUGACUGUCUCCAGGGAUUUGCACUCGACCAAGACGAUGUCAACUGUAAUGAUAUUGAUGAGUGCUUCUUGUCGGAGGACGACUGUCACAGCAAUGCCUCCUGUACCAACACACUAGGAGGGUUCAGCUGCUCCUGUCAGCAGGGUUUCCAGGGAGAUGGUCGAACAUGUAUACUUGAUUGUGGUCUCCUUCCUCCUCUUGCUAACGGGACCAUCACCUAUACCCCCGGUACUCUUGUAGGGGGCGUUGCCAUCCAUGAAUGUGAUGAGGGGUUCAUUGUUCAGGGGGGUGAGGAGAGGGUGUGUCUGGAGGGUGGAGAGUGGGAGUCUGCCGUCAUCUUUUGUUUGAAAGUUGUGCACGUGGAGUUUGAGCCGAAAGUGUACCGAGUGCUAGAAACUGUGGGGGCUGCAUUGCUACGUGUCAUCAAAAGGAACAGUACUGAUAGAGAGGUCAAUGUAUUCUUCAACACCAGAGCAGGGACUGCAGUGGCUCCUCGUGACUAUUUAGAGCGUCAGAAUUUGAAGCUCACACUGGCUCCUGGACAAAUGGAGGAGUUUGUUACCAUAUCGAUUGUGGACGGGGCAGGCUUCAGAGACAAUGUCACUGUGUUUGGGGUACUCAGUACCACUGAUGUGGGAGUCACUGUCGGGCCUGAGGCUAUGAUAACCAUCAUUGAAGAUGAACCACCAAAUGAGGAGUGUGUUUCGCUGGAGAGCCCGACGAAUGGUCAGAUUUUCCUGAACGGUACACAAAUUGGGGACACAGUGAGUUACCAGUGUGACACCGGGUUUAACUUGGUCGGUGAGGUGAACAGAACUUGCAACUCAGUCGGAUUGUGGACCAGUAGUCAGCCAACCUGCCAGAUUGCCGACUGUGGCCCUCUGUCAAAUCCCCCUAAUGGUACUGUCACUCUAUCAUUGACUACCUACCUAUCCGUCGCCAACUACUCAUGUGACCCGGAAAGCUUCCGACUGGAAGGGACGGAGUCAAGAGUGUGUACAGAAGAAGGAGUGUGGUCUCCAGAGGAACCAAUCUGUGAAGACGUGUUUGCGGUGUGUGAUGAGUGUCAUCCUCGGGCCAGCUGUGUACGAGUGGGCAAGUUACAGUAUGGCUGUGAGUGCCUGAGGGGAUUCCAAGGAGACGGAUUGACCUGUGUUGAUGUUGAUGAGUGUGCUCGUGGCAGCGGCAAUUGCGAUGAGAAUGCUAACUGUAUCAAUACUGAGGGGGGUCACUCAUGUGUCUGCAGACCAGGCUACAAGGGAGGAGGAUUGGACUGUCAAAACAUUGAUGAGUGCUCAGAGGCUAGUCACAGUUGCCACCAGAGAGCUAUCUGUACAGACACGGAGGGCAGCUUCACAUGUGUAUGCAGACCUGGCUUCGAGGGGGAUGGCUUUUCCUGCGAAGCUCCUCCAUGCUCAAGCGACUUCCAGCUGGUAUUGGAGAGCAUUGUUACAUGUUCACAGUGGUUUACUGCCGAACCACAAGCCAAAAUAUCAGACCUAACAGCUGGCGUUCUAACCACCGUCAAUAAUGAGUGUGGAGACGACUGUAUGCUACUAUCCUCUCAAAUCACUAACGCCCAACUCGACUGCACCACAAGCAAUGUAGCCGUUUACAGAGCAACACUUGAUGUCACUAACGGUGAAAACUGUACUCAACUUAUUGCUAUUCUACAAGACUGGAUCUCCACUAGUCCCUCACUUGUAGUACAAUCAGUGAGAAUAAGAAUUGCUUCGUAUUGUGAAGUUGAAUUUGAUAUUCAGAGUGACUGUAUGAACCCGUCAGACAAUGGGACUAGACCAACCACAGGUACACAAGCAACUGAACAAACGCCUAGUGGUGAAUCUGAGGGUUCAAUUAAGUAUGAUAGAGAUUAUCGCCGUGUCAGCGGUGGGAGGUGGUGUUGCCUUGUUACUCAUUCUCACCCUGCUCAUAAUUUGUUGUGUGUUUAUCGUCAGGAUAUCCAGGAUCAGCAAGACACGUCCCCCUGGUUUUGUGGAGGGUGCCUCAGCCAGUAAUGAUGCUCUCUCCUUCCAAGAGACCUCCGCUCAGAGACAAAAGCGAAUCAAACCUACCUACGUUCCCGAUUUAGCUCAAGGCUCUGAGUUCUCUACGUUUACUUCUAGCAACGACUUCACCACCCCUGCCCUCAGGAGCUCGUACUCCCAGAUGACCACACCCCUUCAGGGUGGUGACACUAUCAUGCACAAUCAAGGAGUAGCAGACAUUGAAUUCAAUUACUAGAAGUUGUUUAGUUUACUAUUAAUUUGUUCUAUCAGGCUGAAAAUUAUCAAAUGCAAAAGAGUAAUGCUUACCACUGACAGUAAAACGUUAUAACUAUUUUUUGUCAAACUGUUUCAUCUCACAUAACCAAAUUAAAUGAGGAUCAGUGUUAAAGAUAAUUUUUUUAGUAUGGUCAAUAUUAUGUCAG